UUCUAUCGUAAAGCAGAAUUUUAUUUCUUUGCCAUGAAAGAUGAGGAGUUCGCUCUGGGUCUGGAACAAUUCGCCUAUGGUCUGCUUGACCCGUUGUGCCGGACCAAUCCUAGCCAGAAUAUCAUCUUCUCCCCGCUGUCCGUAAGGACUUCGGCAGGCAUGUUGCGGAUGGGAGCGACCGAGGGUUCGGUCACAGCCAAGGAAUUGGACGAGGGCCUUCGAUUCGGCGGUGGAAAUCUGCAAGAAAUAGCUGAGCACUUUGGAACAGUUCUUAAGUACUACCAACAGUGCCAGGUCCUUAAAAUGGCCAACGGUCUCUACGUGAUGAAGGGUCUUGAACUUGGCGGGCAGUUUGAAAACAUUCUAGAGAGGCAGUUUCAUUCCAAGCCAAUGGAGAUUAACUUUGGCAGCGAACAAGCUGCCAGUAUCAUUAACAAAUGGCUGGAGUCGCAGACCAACCACCUGAUUAAGGACGUUAUAGGCCCUGGAGUCCUAACCCAAGACUCUCGGCUGCUUCUUAUCAAUGCUAUUCACUUCAAGGGAAAUUGGUCCAUUAAAUUCAAUGAAAGCGAUACUAAAGAGGAGGAUUUCUUUUCGGAGCCUGGAAAACCUGUCAAAGUAAGGAUGAUGCGCGGGUCUGAUAGCUUCUCCUUUGCCACGCUCCCCAAGCUGGAAGCCACUGCCCUGAAAAUGAACUACAGUGCUUGUAACCUAGCCAUGGUUCUUAUACUUCCGGAUGAGAAAUCGAGUCUUACGAGGCUGAACAGCCAACUUAAAGACACUUCUCUAAAGGCUUUGACGUCCUCCAUGAACCUUGAAAAAGUUGAUGUGAGGAUUCCUAGCUUUAGGGCUGAGUUUCAGCAGGAACUAUCAGAGGCUUUUAAGAUGAUGAACAUGAGCCGUAUAUUCGGCGAUCAGGCCGAGCUUGGCUCCAUGUUGAAGUCCCAGGCGCCUCUAUCUGUGUCCAAGAUCAUACACAAGGCCUUCAUAGAGGUGAACGAAGAGGGCACAGAAGCUGCAGCGGCAACAGCUGCGGUGAUUUCUUUGAGAAGCCUGCCUGUCUCUGAGCGUCCACCAAAGGUGUUUCAUGCCAAUAGACCUUUCUUCUAUGCGAUCUUCGACGAGUCCCAUGGAGUCCUCUUUAUCGGAAACUUUAACACUAAUAGUUUACAAAAGUCGAAGAAAUGUAAUACAUGUACUUCUAAAAACGAAUGCAAGUAGAGAUAAAUAAUUAUUGUCGAAGAUACAAUAAAAAACACUUUUUACAUAUACAUAUAA
Drosophila biarmipes is the source of this 1278-nucleotide messenger RNA. Its product is annotated as serine protease inhibitor 42Dd. NCBI's taxonomy places the organism in Eukaryota, Metazoa, Arthropoda, Insecta, Diptera, Drosophilidae. Bases 34 to 1221 code for a protein of 395 amino acids. Gene Ontology annotation, molecular function: serine-type endopeptidase inhibitor activity. The transcript is spliced from 3 exons. The record is from RefSeq and is a predicted model, not a curated record.